CAAUAAAAAAAUAUAUAUAUUUUGAGGGUAAAAAAAAUUAAAUCAAGAGAUAUAAAUCUGAUUUUUUUGAGAAAUAAUUGUCUACGGCAAUGGUUUCGAGGGAGCACGGAAAGGAAUCAAUCCAUGAUAAGCUUCAAAUUCUACGUUCCAUCACUCAUUCUCACGCAAUGAAUGAGAGCUCAAUCGUGCUAGACGCGUCGAACUACAUAAAGGACCUGAAGCAAAAAGUCGAUAAACUCAACGAAGAAAUUGCCACUGCAGAAAGUUCAGCCCGACACCAUAAUUCGCAACCCUCUAUGGAAAAUAUGAUGACUUACAAUGAAGCCACAAUAAAUAUUAGGGUGACUGUAGAAACCCUAGAAAAGGGCUACUUAGUGAAUAUUCAUUCGGGCCAAAAUUGUCCGGGAUUGCUAGCCUCAAUACUCGAAACAUUCGAAGAGUUAGGACUUAACGUUCUUGAAGCUAGGGUUUCGUGUGUCGAUAACUUCCAUCUACAAGCAAUCGGUGGCGAAAAUGAAGAAGAUGAUGCGAACAUGGAUGCACAAACUGUGAAACGAGCGAUUUCGAACACGAUCAAGAAUUGGAUCGAGAGUAUUGAGUAGAUAGCUAGGCAUUUUGAGCCUAAUUAUAAAUUUUAUUUUUUCAUUAUGGUGUUCAAUAAUCGGGCCGGGUUCGAAUAUGAAGCUUGGUUCGAUCAGUGAUUAGUUAAAUUAUAAUCAAUCAGGCAAAGUUAAUUGUUCAUGAUGAAUAAGUGAUCAAAGAUCGCUUAUGGUUUUUGUAGCAAAUCAAAUUUGCAGCAGUGUUAAUUAAUUAAGGGGAAAUUAUGUUUAUAUAUAAAAUCAGUGUUCCUAAUUGUCUUUGUGUAACAACUAGCUAGUAACAUACUGCAGUGAUGAAGGCAAUGCUUUGGUUAGGCUGCUUUUACUUUGGUUAUUUUAUGUUGGACACGGAGUGAAUUUAUGUUCCAUUUUAUUGAAAAAG
Striga asiatica is the source of this 981-nucleotide messenger RNA. The record is from the annotation of a GenBank genome assembly. Lineage: Eukaryota; Viridiplantae; Streptophyta; Magnoliopsida; Lamiales; Orobanchaceae.